Messenger RNA from Hemibagrus wyckioides, 1501 nucleotides. It is a transcript of the gene cops8, whose product is annotated as COP9 signalosome subunit 8. Bases 112 to 687 code for a protein of 191 amino acids. Gene Ontology annotation, biological process: protein deneddylation; COP9 signalosome assembly. The record is from RefSeq and is a predicted model, not a curated record. The transcript has 7 exons. NCBI's taxonomy places the organism in Eukaryota, Metazoa, Chordata, Actinopteri, Siluriformes, Bagridae. Gene Ontology annotation, cellular component: COP9 signalosome.
GGACUGUGUUAGCAAAACAAAGAAGAAAACAGAACAUCCUUUAGCACUGCGCGUUCUCCUUCCCGGUUGGCAGAAAUAUUACCGUUGUGUUUUGUAUACAGUUUCCUGAAGAUGCCAGUGGCGGUCAUGCUGGGAGAGCAUUACGAGAAGCUUCUGGAACAAUGUGAAACUCAGGAGCUGGAGGCUCCAGGUGGCAUCGCAACUCCACAAGUGUAUGCUCAGUUACUGGCCCUCUACCUGCUGCACAAUGACAUGAACAAUGCCAGGUAUCUUUGGAAGCGGAUUCCACAAGCAAUUAAAACGGCAACCCCAGAACUGUCAGCUAUAUGGACAGUAGGACAGUGUAUCUGGCAGCGAGAUUUCCCAGGCAUCUACAGUGCGAUUGCUGCCCAUCAGUGGUCAGAACCAAUUCUUCCUGUAAUGGAAUCUCUAAGAGAGUCGACCCGCAGGAGGGCAUAUGGCCUUGUAGCCCAAGCAUACACCUCAAUCAGUGCAGAGGACUUUGCCUCCUUUGUGGGAUAUUCUGUGGAAGAAGCAGUAAAGGGUGUAAUCAGUCAUGGAUGGCAGGCGGAUCCCAAUGCCAGGAUGAUAUUACCACAGAAACCAGAUCCUCCCCCUGUCUCUUUGGUUCCAAACGAGCAGCAGCUGGCCAGACUCACUGACUACGUGGCUUUCCUUGAGAACUGAUCCCCCUACCCUUAACCACCCCGCCUUUUUCCAUCUUCUCAGUUAAACUGUGUGAUUUCAAAGGUCUUAAGUAUGUUCUUCCUGUUUUUGACAGAGAGUGACUUACAGGACUCUCCCAGAUGCUAAUCUUUCACUAUGCAUGUGUUUGUUGAAGUUGGAUUUUAUUUUGCAGUUGUUUAAAUUCAACAUAAUGAUUUUCAUGUAUCACAGUUAAGAAUCACAAUUUUCCUUAAAUGCCAUGCUAUGAAGUAGGAGCAAAAACUCUGCAUGUUUAAUGAGAGUCCACUUUUGGGAAAACCCCAAAUGGCAUGUCAUACUUGCAAACUUGAACUGGAAUAUGAACACAGAGGCUAAUGGUGUUCAGUGGUGAAUGUACUGAAAUAAGGUUUAAUGUUUAAUGUAAUUGGCCAGCAUUCAUAGAAUACUUCAUCCUUCCUGAGGAAGUUUUUUUUUUUUUUUUUAACCUGUUACAUGUAUGUGAUUGUCAUGUUUCUUGUUUUACUCUCUUGAUAGUUGUUUUUUUUCCAUUAGGAAUAAGCACAUAAGCAUGAACAUAAAAUGAACCAAGUCUGUGUUGAUGUAAACUGACUGUAGAAUGAAAAUAGUGCUACAUCAAGCUGUUGGGUUUUAUCACUCUUUUCCGAAGGGGGUUGGGGUGGCUUGGACAUCUGGCUUUGGCAGGCAAAGGAAGCUAUUACCACGCAAAAUCUAGAUCUGUUUUCAUGUGAAAGCAAAUGCAUUUAUAUUCUUGGAGUUUUAUUUGCAGGUUCAACAGAAGCAAAUGAUAAAUGGAGAAAUAAAAGUUUCAUCCAGA